This is a messenger RNA of Toxorhynchites rutilus septentrionalis, 4242 nucleotides long. It is a transcript of the gene cg, whose product is annotated as zinc finger protein 569. Lineage: Eukaryota; Metazoa; Arthropoda; Insecta; Diptera; Culicidae. The transcript has 13 exons. Gene Ontology annotation, biological process: negative regulation of transcription by RNA polymerase II. Gene Ontology annotation, molecular function: RNA polymerase II cis-regulatory region sequence-specific DNA binding; DNA-binding transcription repressor activity, RNA polymerase II-specific. Bases 1125 to 3914 code for a protein of 929 amino acids. The record is from RefSeq and is a predicted model, not a curated record.
GCAGACAGAUCCAGUUGUGUGUAGUGUGCACUCUUCGCUAUUCGGUUUUCAGAGGCCACACUCUCCUCACUCAACACUAUAGUUGUGAUCCAGUGAUCCUUGAUUAUAUUUUUUUUUGUGAGUUUCCCCCUCGCGCUGUAACACUCUCACAUGCCACCACCACCACACCACUACGAGAGCUCCCGUUCGAGACACAGACGGCAGAAGCGUUUCGCGUAAAAUUGAGCCACAAGGUAUAGUGUGUAUUUGAGACUUCGUGGAUCUGCGGAAUCGAGUUGGAGAAGUAGCUGCAGGAGAGAUAGCACACAGCAACAUACAUUCUUCAAAGGCGCGGACAUUCCUGCCGUCGGCUGUGCGUGCAUUUCAGCCUUCCUCCUGGUAUCCAAAAGAAUCCAACAUGCACCGAAAACAUGGUUUCUGACCGAGAAUAGAGAGUGGACUCUCCUCGAUGCGUCUCGUGGUCAGUUCUUUUUUCGGUUUGAAUGACUGUUUUUCUUUCGUUUUUAUCGCUCCACGGCCUAGAGUUCGAAUCCAAUCGACGAGGGGUAAAGAAAGUCGAAAAAAGCAAAGCGCUCGUUUAUAAAAUGGCGUCAACGGAGUAUUUUCUUGCCGACGCUUGCUGAAGUGAUACCCGUGUUUCCGCCAGCGCCAGGAAAAACGCAAAGUGAGAUUCGCGCGUGUAGUAAACAAAACGUUAUCACAACAGCAGCAGCAGCAGAACUCAAUUCUGUCGAUUGCGUGAAAGUGCUGCUUGUGCGACGGCGGCGGCGGAUGCUUUGGCUGUUUGUGAGGGACAUGUGUAUGGGUGUGCGGAUGCGUCCUACGGAUGUGUAGGCGUAUGAAUCGAUUUUUCUGUGUAACGCAAACAGAAGGAAGCAAGGAGGGAAAAAAACAUUGCGAGGGAGUGCAAAGUGAUCAAAGAAUGUCAUCUUCCUGUUAUUAUAAAGUGCCACAUAGUUGUCACUCGGGCCGGCGAGAUAGCCAUCAUUACCACAUAAGAUAAAAAAGUGAAACUUAUUAGUGCAGAGCAUAUCCAGAGCGCGUUAAAAGGCGCGUAGAGUGUUAUAUUGUUACUGGCGCAACUGAUAACAAACGUGCGAUAAGAAGCGUGUCAAACAAUCAAAAUGUGUGCGGCACAAACGAAUCCGCCCACCAGCUUCAACUAUACGUGGGGCUUCGCGGACAAUUCCCGCACCGAGUCGGUAGUGGAGAUUGGCCCCAACAUCAAUUACACCGUGAGCGAUGCGACGAUGCCAUACUUGCAGCUGCCGGACGGUGCUAGCAUAAUAGUGCAGAAGGAUGCUAAGGGUACAAUCACGCACGCCUCCAACAAGGGUGCGGUCCGGCGGAUGAUCGUGGUCAACGAUCCGUCCGCGUUACAGCAAGGCACAACACAGCGCAUUAUCACCACCAGUGGAACUACAGCCACCGUUACCACUGGCCAUCCGGCAGUUAAGAAGCACGAAGUUAUAAACCAAUCUAAUUCCGCCUUAGCGAACGGAAUCAUUGAUUCGAAGACGAAAACAAUCCUUACCACGUCGGGAGGGGCUGGUGGAGGCGCUACCGCAUUCAUGUCCCCGCUUGGACCAAUCCAGCUGACCGCCGAGGAAUGCAACGAUAUCCUGAUGAAGCGAGCGGCGGCGGCCGUAGCGGCGAACAAUCAGCACGCCAUCACAACCAACACCGAUGGACACCAUGCAGCAAUUGCCGUCCAGGUGCAGAAAGUUAUCCAAGGUCUUGAGGACGGGGAAGAUUCACAGGCCACCACAUCCACACACCAGUUGAAGAUUGAACCGAAUCUAAGCAUUUCCCCGAAACUGGAAGCCGUUGAAAUUGAUUAUAAUGAGUAUGUUCAACAAGAAUCGGACACACCAACACCAAACGUAGUACCUAAGGAGCGUCCCUAUUCAUGUGAUCAGUGUGGAAAAUCUUUCCUGCUGAAGCACCAUCUCACAACCCAUGCUCGGGUUCACACUGGUGAACGACCACACGUGUGUGUCCAUUGCGGCAAAGAUUUCGCUCACAAGCAUUGCCUGAACACCCAUCUGUUGCUGCAUUCGACGGAUCGUCCCUACCAGUGCCAGGAGUGUAAAAAGAGUUUUACCUUGAAGCAUCAUUUGCUGACGCACUCACGCGUCCACAGCCGAGAGCGACCCUUCGUGUGUCAGGAGUGUGGUCGAUCUUUCCCACUGAAACGCCAUUUGGUGACCCACAGUAAGUUCCACGCCGGAGAGCGCCCCUAUGUGUGCGAAGAUUGCGGGGAAAGCUUCGCUCAAAAGGAACAUCUAGUUAUGCACUCGCGAUUCCACGGAUCGGUCAACCCGUUCGUAUGUCCAGACUGUGGUGCAACGUUCCCACGUAAGUUCCAACUGGUAAACCACGGAAAGCUUCACGGACGGAUUCCGCACUCGUGUACGCUGUGUGGAAAAGAAUUCUUACAAAAACGAACCCUUGCCGCUCACAUGAGAAUCCACACUGGCGACCAACCUUUCCCGUGUAUUGCUUGUGGCGAAGGAUUCCGGACCAAAUCCGAACUAAACGCCCACAAUCGAUUAACCCACGGAGGAGUUAAUCCCAAUUCGUCGAACACCACCAUCAUUACGACAAACACAGUGGUAACGAGCAAUGCUCAACAACAGGCCCAAGCACAGCAGCAACAGCAGCAGCAUCAUCAACACCAGCAGCAACAAGCUCAACAACAAGCACAGGCUCAGGCACAAGCUCAACAACAGCAGCAACAACAGCAGCAGCAGCACAUUGAAGUUCAACAGAUUCAACACCACCAAGGACAGCAGACAGUACAGGAUGUUAACACGGGCAACAUCAUCACCACGAUUGCCACUGGCCAGAGCUCACCGGAAACUUCUCCCCGGCCUCAGUAUGCCUGUCGCGAGUGUGGAAGUGCUUUCAAUAGUCGCGAGGCACUCGCGCUCCAUCUGCGUUUGCAUACCGGCGAUAAGAGCUUGAUGACAGAUCUUUGUGCAUUGACCGCAGCUAUUCCCGGCCAUCUGUUCCCAGCCGUCAAUCAAGAAUAUUCAUUAAUAGGAGGUGGCACUACUGUAGUUACCACAAAUCCUGUAAUGUCAUCAUCUCCCGUUCCAGUACAAAUUAUCACCUCCUCUGGUCAGGUGGUGCAGCAAACGAUCCAACCACAGAGUCCGCCUCACCAGCAGACCCAGGUACAACAGCACCAACAAGCACAACAGGUCCAGGCCCAGGCAACCCACCAGCAGCAGGUGCAGGUUGUCCAACAGCCCACCCAGGUGGCCCAGCAGGUACAGCACCAGCAGACGGUGGUAGUAGCUCAGGCGAAACCAAAAUCCCAUUACUGCGGUCACUGUGGUAAAGGGUUCGCUGCCAAGCACGGGCUUCUGCUGCACAACCGACGCCACCCCAAUGGGGGCUGUACGGUUCGCACACAUGUGUGCGAAUGUGGUAAAGCGUUUUUCCAGAAGAAUCAUCUCAUGCUGCACCAGCGGCAGCAUCUGGAACAGAACCAACGCACCGGUCAGGGACAAGCGCAGGCGCAACAGGCACAACCCCAACAACAGCUCGUCGUUAUUCAACAGACAAAUCAGGACGCGCUGGUUCAGCAGCAACAGCAGCAGCAGCAGCAGGCACAACAGCAAGCCCAGCAGCAGGCAGCUCAACAGCAGCAGGCUGCCCAGCAGCAGCAUCAACUGCAGCAGCAAGCACAGCAGCAGGCACAGCAAGCCGCCCAACAGCAAGCCCAACAACAGCAGCAGCAGCAGAACCAGCAGGCCCAGAAUAACCAGCAGCACGCGAUGCGUAACCUGGUUAUUGCUAACCAGCCUGUGCAGGUACAAUAUGUCCAAGUACUCGAGAGUAACACCGCCCAGGUCAUCAAGUAUGAAAUUAUCCACGACUCGUCCCGGCAGUCGAACGUCGAGUGAGAGGAGGCUAUGCUCCGUAUAACCAAACCGGAUGGUACGGAGGAAAUGAAGAAAGUAUUCAUACUGAAGAAUGAGGUGGGAUGAAAUUUGUUGAGCACCGCUGCUACUGCUGCCGCUGCGGCUAAUCCUAGUAUCAACGGUGCAGCAUCAUCACUAGUAGCAUCGACGGCAGCUGCGAUUACGGGUCAAACUCCUCAACCGCUGGCAAUUGCCGCCACUGCAGCAAACAGCACAACAAGCGGGGGUGGUUUCAUUAUCAACCAUCCGUCUGGCACGAUUGUAGCACCACCCCCACCCCCACAACAGCAGCAGCAGCAGCACACCCAAC